CAGCCAUCCCACUUCCCCGCAGCCACAUGGUGUGUGGAGUGGGGAGCCCCCCUUCCUCCCGAGCUGCCGCUAGAGUCCCUGUCCCCCCGCCCCCGCAGGAGCCAGGCAGGGGACCGGCGCGGGGGUCCCAGUUCAUCCGGGCAGCGAGGAGGCGCGGCGCAGCGCAGCCUGCGCGCUGCUGAUGAAAUCCCCUUGCCCGCGGCUGUAGGGCGGCCGGCGCAGCGCAAUAUUCAGCAGGGCGAAGCGCUCCAUGGCAGAGCCGCGCUGAGCCGCCCGAGCCCAGCGCCAUCGCCGAUUGCAGAGCCGCCGCCAUGGACGCGUUCAUGAAGGGCUUGUCCAAGGCCAAGGAGGGGGUUGUCGCCGCGGCGGAGAAGACCAAGCAGGGGGUGGCGGAGGCUGCGGAGAAGACCAAGGAGGGGGUGCUCUACAUGGGAAGCAAAACCCAAGGUGUGGUGCAAGGCGUCACCUCAGUGGCUGAGAAGACCAAGGAGCAGGCGUCCCAGCUGGGGGAGGCCGUCAUCUCAGGGGCCGGGAACAUCGCGGCCGCCACGGGCCUGGUCAAGAAGGAGGAGUUCCCCACUGACCUGAAGCCUGAGGAGGUCGGGCAGGAGGCCGUGGAGGAGCCGCUGAUCGAGCCUCUGCUAGAGCCAGAGGGUGAGAACUACGAGGAGCCGCCCCAGGACUAUCAGGAGUACAAGCCGGAGGCGUAAUGGCCACGCUCACCUCGCCACCUCCACCAGCAGCACAAUAAUGACAAUGCCCCCUCGUGCCCCUCCCCGGCUUCUCCCCCGGCAGGUGCCAGCGCAGGGGGCGAUGGCGAGGACCCUCCGUCCCAUUAAGUCACAAGUUCUUCCUGCAGCCCUGCUGCCAGGGGCCUCGCCGGAGGCUGCGUUGCUGUGUCGUGUCUUGUAGUGUUAAGAGAAACUCGUCGUCCUGCAGCCGCCCGGAGCGGUGUCCCAGGCCCGGCUUAUCGCCCUGCAUCCCUCCCAGUGCCAUAAGCCCGGCUGGCCCCGUGUCCGUCCGCAGCAUGUUUAGCUGAGCCGAGCGGCCCCGCCGGCAGGAGUCCUGGUGUGGCAUGCGCCCCCGGGGCUGGUGUACAUUCGCUUGCACGCGCCUCCUGGUGAUUCGCACCCGUCCUCGUGGAACUGUUUUUGAUAUUCUGAUGGAUCAUUUAUGCCCUUGUGACACCCCCCCCCCCCCGGUGCGACUGUUGUGUCUGUGCUCUCCAAACACCCCAGUAAGAACCCCCCCCAAUGCUGUGUUGUGAUGUGGUAUGGAUCCCCCCCCCCCCCCGUGUCAAUGCGGGGCAGCUGCCAGUGACACAGCCACCCCGCCGGUGAAUAAAGCCAGCUCUUGUCUGUCA
Molecule: messenger RNA, 1363 nt
Organism: Gopherus flavomarginatus (Mexican gopher tortoise)
Lineage: Eukaryota; Metazoa; Chordata; Testudines; Testudinidae
Gene: SNCB
Product: synuclein beta
Exons: 6
Coding region: 312-710 (132 amino acids)
Biological process (GO): synaptic vesicle endocytosis; chemical synaptic transmission; synapse organization
Cellular component (GO): neuronal cell body; axon terminus; cytoplasm
Molecular function (GO): cuprous ion binding
Source: RefSeq, a predicted model, not a curated record